This is a messenger RNA of Gongylonema pulchrum, 255 nucleotides long. The record is from the annotation of a GenBank genome assembly. Lineage: Eukaryota; Metazoa; Nematoda; Chromadorea; Rhabditida; Gongylonematidae.
AUGCCGUUGCAAAUCAAAGUAGAAGCUAUUUUGUUUAGAUUGGCAGCAGCUUUCGCUGAAGUUUCCUGUAUCAUUGGGGCAUUCAAUGGACUUAUUGUUGGUGAUGGAAUGCUGAACGGAAUCGGCAAUGUGUACUAUCCGUUCGUUGGUGUGCCUCCGCCGCUGCUUCCACCACCGCCGCCAGCUGCUCCCAUUUGGGGGCCGCUUCUUGGAAUUCCUUUCGGACAACGGAUUUUCUUGCGGACUCCAUGGAUU